Messenger RNA from Durusdinium trenchii, 1636 nucleotides. The record is from the annotation of a GenBank genome assembly. Lineage: Eukaryota; Dinophyceae; Suessiales; Symbiodiniaceae.
GUUUACGGUUGCUCCGCUUUUCACCCCUUGGCCCUUUGCCAUGGCGCGCAGAGAGCGGCGCGCCAAGCGGAUGGCAGAUUGGUAUGGACUUGCCGUGGAAGGUGAGCGCGGCGCUGCGGCAAAGAAGCAGUGUGUUGCGCGAGCCGAAGAGGUCGCUGAGAAGCUUCCUCCAGGAGCUGCGAAAGGUCUGCAAAAUGCAGCACCUUCAGGCCCGGAAGGCAUUGAUCCAAUAACCAUGGAGCGGCUUCUGAGCCAGGUGCAAAAAGGUGGUCCUUCGGUACAAAACGAAGCGCUCGUCGCAGUGACAGGCCUUCCGCCACAGCAUGCGGCAAAGCUCUUGGAGUUUGCCCUUGAGAAGUCCAAGGAGCUACGGGACCCGUCGAUGUAUAUGGUGUCCACGGUGGCAAGGGGCUUCAAGCCCAGAUGGCACGAAAUGGUGGAGGCCUCUGUCCCUUCCAAAGGAUGGUUCGACGCGUUGCAAAGACGCAAGGAAAAGGCGUACAACUUGAGCUGGCGCAAGAUCGAAAGCCGCACAAAGCCAGGAGUGUUCUACUGGGAGAAUUUUCACACAGGCCAGAGAUCAGUGGACGACCCGCGACGUCCGGUUUCUCCUUCCCCUGUGCGUGGUGGCAUGGGCAAAUGAGACCUGUGCGCGCUAGUGAGAAAUGCGCCGGUGCUUUUCAUCCGCAACGAAAUGUUACCAAAAGGUCCCUGCCACAUAUAUAUAUAUACACAUGCACACCGUGUUGAAGUUGUGACGCAACGCAUUUUCUUUGCAUGGAACGAUCAUAUCUGCAGCAGAUUCCACAGGUGCUUCACUCCUCGACAGAAACGAUCGUGCUCAUGGCAUUCAAAGCAAAAAGGGCAUGGAUGAGUUGGCAUUGACAGUAGGUCGCAGUACACCUGCCACUGGUUGGGCCAGGUUUGUAUCCUCAUGGAGGUUCCUUAAGAAGGAUGAGGUGAAACCAACCAAGAAUGCCGCGCAACUCGGUGCUUUUUGGUAGGCGAAGGAGGACAACGAACCUUUCUGAGCUCUUUGCAAUGAUCUGACAUUGAGACAAAACUUUGUUGGUCCCCCCCAAAAACCGCUACUGAUGUGCAUCUGAUGAACAAGCCCCCCUUCAAAGAGCUGACUCAGAUCAGCUGAAGCCAUCUAAGACUCCAGACUAGGGUUCGGAAGUGCCUGUUGUUUUCGCAGAGAGGUGGAACCGGAGGAACCCGGAGGAACCCUAGUGGAUCCUUUCGGUCUCCUGGAACGGAACCAUGGCAGUUGUCUUGUCUUUUUGGCGGAGGGCAGCUUGGCUAGUUCUUGAUCUGGCUCCAGGAUCUUGGUUGGAGAUGUCCUGUGGGACUAAACGUUUGCUGAGCGCAUCUUGCGACUGACACCUAAGAAGUCCCUUCUUGCUAGCAGACAGUUUAUUCCUUGAAGGUAGACUCAGACCUACUGUUGGCGGAAGAAAUCGGAAAGCCUACUAUUUAUGCUGGUCCAGGAUUUCCUUCAUCAACAGCAUGGACCGACAUUUCGCCAACCAAGAGACUUGAUGAAGCUCUGAGCGCCAACCUGCUGAGCCCAACAGCUAAUUGUGGGGCUUUGACAUGCCGCGAGGGACUCCGCCACUAGCAUGUGACACUGCGC